CAACAACCCAAUGGUGCGAGUGGUCGCGUCCGGCGAAUCCCAUGCACCACAUGUGAUAUGCAUUAAUUCAACGAAUCCAACUACUGCGAGCGUCACGCUGCUCCACUGACGGGACAUAUAUUCAACCAGUGGUGAUGAGCGGACCGGUGUUCCUUGUUGUUGCACGUGUACAAAGCGGUUUACCGGCGGUGUCAUGCCUGAACGCAAAGCGCUCAUUAAAAGCGCCGAUAUGUCGGAAGAAAUGCAGCAAGAAGCAGCAGAUUGCUGUGGCGAGGCAUUGGAUAGGUUUACCAUGGAAAAGGAUAUCGCAGCUUUUAUCAAGAAGGAAUUCGAUCGAAUUCACGGAGCUACGUGGCACUGUGUGGUUGGAAAACAGUUUGGAAGUUACGUAACGCACGAGAAGAAACAUUUCAUCUACUUCCAUAUUGAUGACUUUGCCGUUUUGCUGUACAAAUCUGGCUGAACAAAGACCGUAAAUUUUUGUGAACUA
Messenger RNA from Dicrocoelium dendriticum, 490 nucleotides. The record is from the annotation of a GenBank genome assembly. Lineage: Eukaryota; Metazoa; Platyhelminthes; Trematoda; Plagiorchiida; Dicrocoeliidae.